AUUCCUGCCCGGGGAGGAGAUGGGUACAUGGUGCCGGGGGGAGGGGCGGGAGCCGCAUCAUCUAACAGGUUGGUCUGGCUGGGAGGGGAGGCGUCCCGCCCUCGUGGAGCUAAUGAGCACUGUGCGACAGGUGUCUGCUCCUCAGUCCCCAGCCUGCCCUGCCUGCGACGGGAGCAAGCCACUGCCACCCCACAAAGGCUCGCUCGCCGGUCCCUGCGCCCUGCGCGCUCUGGGACCCGGGGGCUGCGAUGGCCUGCCGCUCCUGCGUCGUUGGCUUCAGCAGCCUGAGCAGCUGUGAGGUGACCCCGGCAGGCAGCCCCCAACCUGCGACCGCCGGAUGGAGCAGCUGCGGGGCCCCCGAGCCGGGCUUCAGCUCCCACAGCCUCACAGGCUGCUGGGCAGACAGCACCGUCCCCAAGGUGACCGUGAACCCCAGCCUGCUGGUACCCCUGGAUCUCAAGGUGGACCCAGCCAUCCAGCAGCAGAAGAACAACGAGAAGGAGGAAAUGAAGGUCCUCAACGAUAAAUUCGCCUCCCUGAUUGGCAAGGUGCAAGCCCUGGAGCAGCGCAACCAGCUGCUGGAGACCCGCUGGCACUUCCUGCAGAGCCAGGACUCGGCCACCUUUGACCUUGGGCACCUCUACGAGGAGUACCAAGGCCGGCUGCAGGAGGAGCUGCGCAAAGUGAGCAAGGAGCGGGGCCAGCUCGAGGCCAACCUGCUGCAGGUGCUAGAGAAGGUGGAAGAGUUCCGGAUCAGGUAUGAGGACGAGAUCUCCAAGCGCACGGACAUGGAGUUCACCUUCGUCCAGCUGAAGAAGGACCUGGAUGCAGAAUGUCUUCGACGGACAGAACUGGAGACCAAGUUAAAAGGCCUGCAGAGCUUUGUGGAGCUGAUGAAAAGCAUCUAUGAGCAGGAGCUGAAGGACCUGGCAGCCCAGUUGAAGGAUGUGUCAGUGACCGUGGGUAUGGACAGCCGCUGCCACAUCGACCUGAGUGGCAUCGUGGAGGAAGUGAAGGCCCAAUAUGAUGCCAUCGCGGCUCGCAGCCUGGAGGAGGCCGAGGCGUACUCCCGGAGCCAGCUGGAGGAACGGGCUGCCUGUUCGGCCGAGUUUGGGAACAGCCUCCAGAGCAGCCGCAGUGAGAUUGCUGACCUCAACGUUCGCAUCCAGAAGCUCCGAUCGCAGAUCCUCUCCAUCAAGAGCCACUGCCUGAAACUGGAGGAGAAUAUCAAAGUGGCCGAGGAACAGGGUGAGCUGGCCUUUCAGGAUGCCAAGGCCAAGUUAGCCCAGCUGGAGGAUGCUCUGCAGCAGGCCAAGAAGGACAUGGCACGGCAGCUGCGCGAAUACCAGGAGCUCAUGAACACCAAGCUGGCCCUGGACAUCGAGAUCGCCACCUACCGCAAGCUGAUGGAGGGCGAGGAGAGCCGGAUGGACAUGCCCUCAGCCACUGUGGUCAGCGCUGUGCAGGCCAGAUGCAGAACUGCCCCUACCCUGCCCCACCCCUUAUGUUCCCUGUAGCUGUCUCCAAGCCCGGCCUCUCAAGAGCUCCCUCUCGGAAAAAGAAGAACAAGAAAGGCCCUGUAAUCAAAAUCACCGAAAUGUCAGAAAAGUUCCUCUCGCAGGAGUCAGAGGUCUCAGAGUAAGGCCACUGUCCACACCCCAGGAGCCCCAGGCCACUCCCCUGCAGCAGCAAGGACAUAAGCUAGACUCCAGAAAGCAGCCUGGAGCCUCUAGGUUGGGAAGGAGGCAAACCUGAUCCUGAAUGGAGAAGAGGGUUGAAAACAGUGACUGCUUUUUUGCGAGAAUGGGACAGGACUGUCACCAGUUACUCAAAGUCACUCGGCUCCAUAUCAAUAUCUCACAGUCCAGCCUUCCAAUAUCUGAGAGGUCUUCCUGCCUGGGUAAAUUGGAAUUGGGGUUUUGCCUCCACCUCCUCGCACAACAGGGGGCUCUAACCAAGCUGCCUUUGACCCUUUGCCCAACCCUUGCCCUAAACUCACAUCUCAAGUCUUGCGUUGCCUCUGACUAGGAACCAAAGUGAGUGCCCUCACUCCCCUAGCCCCGGCUAGCCUCGGACCAAGGGCUGGUGGGGACUACGUGGGCACCCUCCACUAUCCAGAGUUCCUGGGGAGGCACCUGGCUUUCCUGCACCACCUGGGCUUCCCGGAGACCUGACAGUAUUAGGGAGUGAGGGGAGGAGGCUCCCUGGGUGUUUGGGACCUGAGCCCAGAACUCUGAGAUCAGCCCAGACCCCCAUGCCCCUCCUCUCCUCCUGUGAGUCCCUCCCAGCAGGUCAUGGUCAGAACUGGACAGCUGUCCAGCCAGCUCCCAAGCACUUUUUCUAGAAGCUUUUCUUGCCAUGACAAACUCCCUGAUGGGGGAAGUGGGAAGUGGGGGAGACCAGGCAGGAGAACUAGACCCUCCUUUCUCCUUUUUGUCAUCGUGGGGUUCACCACCCUGCCUGGGGUCUGAGCUCUCUGCCUCCCAUCCAGAUGCUUCCUAGCCUGAAACCUGGUUUGGGUAUGCACCAGACCCUGGAGACUCCUCUUGCCACCCUUGCCAUGAAACUCCAGGCCCAUUUCCCAUGAGUCCCACUCCUGAGGGUCUCCAUUCCCUCUAUCAGGCCAAGCAGCCUGGCCCUCCCCUCCCCUGCACCCACACUUGUGGAUCAGAGGUCCUUCCCGUCUUCCUCCUCCACGUCUGCCCCUCUGCUGCCAACAGGGUCAUGAAGAAGGCACUGUCCGCUCAGGUCUGGGAACUUCUGAGCCCUUGAGGUCAGGUUGGGGGGCCCCAGUGACUAACUAAAGAGAAAUUCUGCAGCAGCAAUCCAACAAGAAAGUUUGGGGCUUAGAGGAACGCUCCUCUUUCAUCCUCUUGGCUCUCGCCUUCAGGGCCUUACAGGGAAUCUGGCAGCUCCACCUUCCCACCCCGUAAGCCACCUUCUCUUCCUCCCUUUCCUCUCCCUACCGCCCCCUUGCCUCACCUCCUCUGCUGGACCCAGUCUUUGAUUCAUUCAUCUCAUUUUCCAGGACCGGGUGGCCCAAGGACCUGGCGGCCCAAGGACCUGGCCCCCUUCUAGGCCAGAAGGUCCUCCAGGCCUGUUGGGGGCGCUGAAGGGCUAUGGACGCUCAGGCCAGAAAGAACUCAGAUAUAUACUUAUCCCUAAAGUUUCAAAAGGGUGCUGAUUGCUGCUUUUUCUCCACCUAUUUAUUGGUUUCCAUGGGAGCAAGUCCUCAAUGGGGAUAUACGAUAUUAAAAGUAUAUAUAUUAUUUUUUCAUAACUUAUAUAGCUUUUAACUUAUUGCUUCCCUUCCUGUUUCUGCAUAAUCAAUGCUAUAUAUUAUACUACCUGGAGAGACAGCACAUGUUCUAGCCAACCCACCCCACUGGCUGACUUCUUGGGGGUAAUGCCCCCUUCUCCCUGCAAAGGGAUGAAAUAAAGUGCUGAGAUUGUUCAUGGAUAGA
This is a messenger RNA of Bubalus bubalis (water buffalo), 3464 nucleotides long. It is a transcript of the gene KRT80, whose product is annotated as keratin 80. Gene Ontology annotation, biological process: intermediate filament organization; keratinization. Lineage: Eukaryota; Metazoa; Chordata; Mammalia; Artiodactyla; Bovidae. Bases 249 to 1517 code for a protein of 422 amino acids. Gene Ontology annotation, cellular component: keratin filament. Gene Ontology annotation, molecular function: structural constituent of skin epidermis. The transcript has 9 exons. The record is from RefSeq and is a predicted model, not a curated record.